Molecule: messenger RNA, 996 nt
Organism: Anopheles maculipalpis
Lineage: Eukaryota; Metazoa; Arthropoda; Insecta; Diptera; Culicidae
Exons: 4
Coding region: 1-996 (331 amino acids)
Molecular function (GO): DNA binding
Source: RefSeq, a predicted model, not a curated record
AUGCCUGCGCGGCGAUCGAAUCUGUGGUUGUACUUUAAAAAGCAACCCACGGGUGAGAAAGCGCAAUGUUUAAUGUGCGGCCAGUUGAUGUCGUUGGAAAAAUCAACGUUUACCAAUUUGAGACGGCACAUCCAUAGGAAACAUCCCGAUUUACAGGAUCAAGUGGUAGCAAAGCUAAUCGUGUUGGGUCCACGCAUAUGGAACCAUUACGUGAAGGAACCUGGGAAAAGGGCACGCUGUCAGCACUGUGAUACAAGCAUAUCCUAUCAAUACACAACCUCCAGUUUAGCCAGACAUCUUCGUGCCAAACAUUCCGACGUGUUCGUGAAGGAAGAUAACGCAAACGAUAACGACCACAAAGAGGAGGACUACAUUGAGAAAAUGUACAACACCGGUGGUGAGCAGCAUAGUGUGAAAGAAUUAAUAUCGAGCAACGAAUCGGACGAAGAGUAUGACUAUAAGGACUAUAAGGAUGACGAUGCUCUGGUUGAACUGCAAUCCGUACAAAAUGCAAAACUAACAGAGCCUAUAAAACUAGAGCUCAUGGAUACGAAUUCACAACUGCAAGAGCAUGGUUCCAUCGAUGAUGGUGGCAACGUACACCAAAUUGGAAAAUUACAGAUACAUCCCCGUGACCAUAGGAACUUAGUGCAAAAUGAACACGAUCAGGAUUAUGAUAUAAUCGAGGUACUAGAAGAAACGGUCAUAGAGCAAGUGAAUGUUCCUGCACCCGCGAGCUCGUCUGAUGUCGAUGAGACAAAACAUAGCAAUAAUGUCUGCAGAGAUCAGCUUACGAGUAGUUUCAAUAUGGCAAACAUUCCCACAAAAACGGCAGCCUAUGCAACCUAUACGGCGCUGGAGAUGGAAACGUUAAGCCAGCGGCAAAGGACGAUUGCACAGAAGCUAAUUUCGGACAUACUGUUCAAUGCCAAGCUAGAUAAUUUAGCGGAAAACUCCAUGUUAGUAGUACGAGUUGGUACGUUCGAGGAGGAAUAG